Mercurialis annua (annual mercury) is the source of this 3801-nucleotide messenger RNA. Its product is annotated as leucine-rich repeat receptor-like serine/threonine-protein kinase RGI4. Gene Ontology annotation, biological process: hormone-mediated signaling pathway; protein phosphorylation. The record is from RefSeq and is a predicted model, not a curated record. Gene Ontology annotation, cellular component: plasma membrane. The coding region runs from base 306 to 3641 and encodes 1111 amino acids. Gene Ontology annotation, molecular function: ATP binding; protein kinase activity; protein binding. NCBI's taxonomy places the organism in Eukaryota, Viridiplantae, Streptophyta, Magnoliopsida, Malpighiales, Euphorbiaceae. The transcript is spliced from 2 exons.
UGACAUCAAAAAGUAGAGACAAGUCACAAACUGAACCCAUUCAAAAUUAAAAUACAGUUAUCUUCCCUUCUCCUCCCCCAUAAACAAUUACUUAACCCAAAUUCCAUUACUCUCUGCACAAACAUCAUGGCCUAGCUGUUUCUUGGAUCCGCAGAUUCUGCUAUUUUUUUUCUAUUUCUUUAUCCUCUCACUCGAGUUUAAUUUAAAACAGUUAGCCCACAAGACAUGAUUUCGUUUCUCCCUAGGCUCAAACCCUUCUUCUCUGCUACACUUCUCUCAUUGGGUUUCGUAGUUUUCUAGCCCUAAUGCCUGUAAAUCCAUGGACCCUCUUUUUUCUUCUUCUAUUCCAUUUUUCUGUUCCAGCUUUGUCUGUAAACCCACAGGGGCAGACUCUUCUUUCUUGGAAUUAUAGCUUUCAUGGAAUGCCUCAGGUUUUGAAUAAUUGGGUGGCUUCUGAUGAAACUCCUUGCAGUUGGUAUGGAGUCGCUUGUAAUUUUAACAAUGAGGUUGUGUCGUUGGAGUUGAGAUUCGUCGAUUUGUUUGGUCAAGUUCCGACUAAUUUUUCGUCGCUGUCUUCGUUGAAUAAGCUGGUCUUGUCCGGAACCAACCUUACCGGUUCCAUUCCGAAACAGAUUGCGGAGGAACUUCCUCAAUUGACUUAUCUUGACUUGAGUGAUAAUGUCAUAACAGGCGAAAUUCCGAGUGAGAUUUGCGGUCUUUUGAGGCUGCAAGAGCUUUAUCUCAAUUCGAAUCAACUUACAGGGUCGAUUCCGAUUGAAAUUGGGAAUCUUACCAGUUUGAAAUGGCUAGUAUUGUAUGAUAAUCAACUCGGUGGGAGCUUGCCGUAUACAAUCGGCAAGUUGAAGAAUCUUCAAGUGAUUAGAGCCGGUGGAAACAAGAAUCUUGAAGGUCCAUUACCUACAGAAAUUGGCAACUGUAGCGAUUUAGUCUUAUUAGGCCUAGCUGAAACAAGCAUAUCUGGUUUUAUUCCUUCAAGUCUUGGUCAGUUAAAGAAACUACAAACUAUUGCCAUUUACACUUCCCUUUUAUCAGGCCAAAUCCCACCCGAGCUCGGUGACUGCACCGAGCUCGAAAACAUCUACCUUUACGAAAAUUCACUCACCGGAUCCAUCCCAAAAACAUUAGGCAAUCUUCGAAACCUCAAGAACCUACUACUCUGGCAGAAUAAUUUGAUCGGUGUUAUUCCUCCGGAGCUCGGAAACUGCAAUCAGAUGCUAGUCAUCGACGCAUCGAUGAACUCGCUGACCGGUUCAAUUCCCCCCUCAUUCGGCAAUCUAACAGAGCUUCAAGAACUUCAACUAAGCGUUAAUCAAAUAACAGGGGAAAUUCCAAUACAGUUAGGUAACUGCCGGAAAAUGACUCACAUCGAGCUCGAUAACAACCAAAUAAGCGGCGCGAUUCCUUCAGAAUUGGGCAACUUAUCAAACCUGACGCUACUUUUUCUCUGGCAGAACAAGAUUGAAGGAAAUAUACCCGCCUCUAUUUCUAACUGUCAUAAUUUAGAAGCUAUUGAUUUGUCUCAGAACAGCUUACUGGGACCCAUUCCAGGAGGAAUCUUUCAGCUGAAGCUACUCAACAAACUUUUACUCCUCUCCAACAAUCUAUCAGGCCAAAUUCCGCCCGACAUUGGUAACUGCUCGUCUCUGGUUCGGUUUCGCGCCAACGACAACAAGCUCACCGGUUCAAUUCCAUGGCAGAUUGGGAAUUUAAGCAACCUGAACUUCUUAGAUCUUGGAUCUAACCGUCUCACCGGUGUUAUACCGGAGGCUAUCUCCGAUUGCCGGAAUCUCACUUUCCUCGAUUUGCAUUCGAAUUCAAUCUCUGGUAACUUGCCAUCAAGAUUAGACCAGCUUGUUUCUCUUCAGUUACUGGAUUUAUCUGAUAAUUUAAUCGAAGGCGGUUUAAGUCCAAGUCUUGGUGAGUUGAGUUCACUCACUAAACUCGUUCUUUCUAAGAACCGAUUCUCAGGAGCUAUUCCGGUUCAACUCGGUUCCUGCUCAAAGCUUCAGUUAUUAGACCUGAGUAGCAAUCAGUUUUCGGGGAAUAUUCCGUCAAGUUUCGGGAAGUUCCCGUCGCUGGCAAUUGCUUUAAAUCUGAGCUGUAAUCAACUCACUGAUAAAAUUCCGUCAGAGUUCACGGCGUUGGGGAAACUAGGAAUACUUGAUCUAUCACACAACCAGCUCACCGGAGAUCUCACCUAUAUCGCGAGCUUGCAAAAUCUCGUCGUCCUCAAUAUCUCGCACAACAAUUUCUCCGGUCGCGUGCCUGAAACGCCAUUCUUUUCGAAGCUUCCUCUCAGUGUUCUCAGCGGGAAUCCAGACCUCUGCUUCUCCGGCAGCAAUUGCGCCGGCGGAAGCAACGACAGUCAGAGCCGCAUUGAACACGCGGCUGCGGCGCGUGUGGCGAUGGUGGUGUUACUCUCCACAGCGUGUGUACUUCUCCUGGCGGCGCUCUACAUCGUAAUCGCAAGCAAAAAACAACGUGGCCACGGGUCCCACGGUGAUUACGAUAACGACGGCUGUGACACAGACGUUGAGAUGGGACCACCGUGGGAGGUUACUUUAUAUCAGAAACUCGACUUGUCAAUUGAUGACGUGGAACGGUCACUAACAGCUAAUAACAUAAUUGGCCGCGGAAGAACCGGCAUCGUUUAUAAAGUCACUCUUUAUUCUGGUUUAACAGUAGCAGUUAAAAGAUUUAAGGCAGGGGACAAAUAUUCAGCAGCAGCAUUUUCGUCGGAGAUUGCGACUCUGGCUAGAAUCCGGCACCGGAAUAUCGUUCGGUUAUUAGGAUGGGGAGCGAACCGGAAAACUAAAUUACUAUUUUAUGAUUACAUGAGUAAUGGAACAUUAGGUGGACUGCUACAUGGAGGAAAUGUUGGAUUAAUAGAGUGGGAAACGAGGUUUAAAAUUGCAUUGCGUGUUGCAGAAGGAUUAGCUUAUUUGCAUCAUGAUUGUGUACCCGCGAUUUUGCACCGGGAUGUCAAGGCACAUAAUAUUUUGCUCGGUGAUCGAUAUGAGGCGUGUUUGGCGGAUUUCGGGUUGGCUAGACUGGUGGAAGAUGAGCCUGGCUCGUUCUCAGCUAAUCCGCAGUUCGCAGGAUCGUAUGGGUACAUUGCGCCUGAAUAUGCUAGUAUGCUCAAGAUUACAGAGAAGAGCGAUGUUUAUAGCUACGGAGUUGUUGUUUUAGAGAUACUAACGGGAAAACAGCCCGUGGAUGCAUCAAUUGGCGACGGGCAACAUGUAAUAGAAUGGGUAAGAGAGCAGCUAAAGAGCAAAAAAGAUCCGGUGGAAAUACUUGAUCCGAAACUACAAGGUCAUCCUGAUACACAAAUACAAGAAAUGUUACAAACACUUGGUAUUUCUCUACUUUGUACCAGCAAUAAGCCGGAGGAUCGCCCGACAAUGAAAGACGUGGCUGCAUUGUUGAGAGAAAUUCGAAAUGAAGCUUCCACAGGAAGUGAAGCCCAUAAGCAGCCGACCACCAAAACAACAGAAACUCCGAUGCAUACGUCAUCCUCUGUGACCCCUGCGCAAUUGCUAAUGCUUCAAGGAGGAUCUUCGCGUUGUUCACUUGCUUAUUCGUCAUCAUCGGCUAGUUACGAUCCGAAAAACCAAUAAAACCUUCACCUGUUGUCUUAGAAUAGAGAAUUACAUGAUUGAUGAUCCCCACAUAUAUAAAUUGUUUAAUUACUUCACAAAAAUGUCAGCAAGUUGGAUUUUUGGAAUUAGAAUCAAGCAUAUGCAGUGAAUAAUGUGGUUAUUGUAUACUUUUGUCUUU